Molecule: messenger RNA, 1902 nt
Organism: Cladocopium goreaui
Lineage: Eukaryota; Dinophyceae; Suessiales; Symbiodiniaceae
Source: the annotation of a GenBank genome assembly
AUGGCUGCUUUGAUCGAUGAGGCCAUGAACACCUUGGGCGGCAAGGAGUGGCAUUACGAGACGCGCUCUGAGCCUUGCUGCGCCUUCAAAAAGAUUGAAGACAUUGGGAAGCCCUUGACUGUCCAGGACCUUCUCACAUGCUGCCGGCCUCCGACGGGUGUGAAAAGCACGAUGAUGCUCUUGGAUGUGCAUCUGUCCGUCCAGCUGUCCGAAAGCCCUGAAGCCAUUGCUUCAACCUUGCAAUCUCAACAAGUGGAUGACCUACCUGCCCCUUUGAAAUUCAAAGAGAGGGUGCCAUCAGGAGCCAAAAUCGGUGGCAUUGUGAUUGAACAAGCGCCUGGCUGCUUGAAUGUCAUCAAACUCGUCUUUUUCAAGGCUACCAUGAGUACAGGACAGGCUACGAAAAUUGCAUCUGGGUCUGCCUACCUUCCGUUCUUCCGCGCAGGCCCUUGGGCAGUCAAGAAGGCAUUUCAAUCCUUGCUCGAUAGAGUGCCAGGGCAUCAUGUCCAAUGGAACGUAGUCUGUCAGAAAGAGAAGGUUGCCAAGCCCGCUUCAUCAUCAUCGACCUGGUCUCCAGAUGAAGACGUCCUUCGGCAAGGUGUGGCGUUCAUCAACGAAAACGCGCCAGAAAGUGACGCUCAGAAUGAGCAGUACACGUGGAUCUUGUUAAACAUCAAGGAGGAUUCGGAAAGCCCUAUUGCAGGGUGGCCAGAAACCAAGGUUCGCUUGAUGGCUCAGAACAAGAGCCGAGCCUCAAGCGGUGCCACCUUGCAACGGGAGUUUCCUUUGACCACCUUCUCUUUGAAGCCAUUCCUGGCGGAGGCGUUGCUGCCCCUGCUGUAUCCCCUCUUCAUUUGCUAUGGGGUCUUGUGCAUUGGCUGGCCUGGAGUGGGAAAGACACCAGCCUUGAUCUCUAUGCUAUUGGCCAUGGGCCGAUACCACAUCCACCGGUUACAAGCAGAUGGCGUGCCUGGAUGGAGGCGUGCUAAGUCCUUAGACAAUUUCAGGCAUCAAAUCGGCCAGGUCUACGAGGGCAUCUUUCUGGAUGAUCCGCACCAUGACAGCAUUUCCAUAGCAGACUUGAAGUCUUUUCUCACAGUGGAGGAGGAGCAGACAACAUCAGGCCGCUACAAUGAUGCGAAGCUCAUUCGCAACUGUAUGCGCGCCUACGCUUCCAAUGACUUGGACCGGUCUGACGAGCCUGAGGAUGACAACCGUACUUCCAUCACAGGAGAAGAGUUCCUCAAGCUGACUCGCCGGAUCUUUGCAGGUGACAAGCAUGCUGAUGUCCUUGCUUGCUUGAAGCGGGCAGUGGUCAUCAUCCUCGGGCUCCAUGCUGUAUACCUGCGCCUGCCCAGUCAGGAUCCUACUUCCAAGGUGCAUCGCAUCAAGGUGGAUGACCUCCACCGAGACCUUUUGGCUGAAAAGGACAAGCCCCUCUACUCCAAGUACAAGUUGGGCAUUUUGGAGUAUGGCCCCGAAUGGGAAGGAGAAACUGAACAAGAAGUGCGUAUGAUCUCUGAAGGGCUGGAGAGGUUUGCUGCAGGAAGGCCAGAGGCAUACAUUGAGGUUGUGAAUGGAAAAAUUGAGGAACAACUUUGGAGCCAUUUGCCACCGGUGCCGCCGGUCCACCUUCCUGAUAGGCCAUCGGGUGCUUCGUCAGACAGUGGCGAUGAUCAAGUUAUGCCCCCUCCUUCCAUCAUUGUGCCUGACCCAUUUGGGCACAUUCACAUACCCGCCUACCAAAAGGAUACUGAUGCAGCUGCUGCCCUUGCAUCUCUGGAAGCCAAUGCUCAAGAUGCCGAAGAAGCCUUACAGAUGCCAGAAGACCUGGGCGAGGAUCUUGCUGAGGAAGACUUCGCUGCGGAUGAAGAAGCUGCCGCAGUCAUGAGGGGGGCCUAG